Molecule: messenger RNA, 1846 nt
Organism: Contarinia nasturtii (swede midge)
Lineage: Eukaryota; Metazoa; Arthropoda; Insecta; Diptera; Cecidomyiidae
Product: serine protease easter-like
Exons: 7
Coding region: 170-1753 (527 amino acids)
Biological process (GO): proteolysis
Molecular function (GO): serine-type endopeptidase activity
Source: RefSeq, a predicted model, not a curated record
UUUAUAAAUUGAAUGUUUUCAACGAAUAAAGGUCUGGUAAAACAGGAUUCGUAUAAACUGUUAAUUUAUUCGAAAAUCCACUUUUUAUGCGAACUAUCUGGACGUUUAGUUGAAGCAGUAACCGACAGUUUUGUUUAAAUGCUCUGUGCAAUCAGAUCGACUAGUGUGUAUGUCGAAAAUGAAGAAUAUUUUUCCAAUUUUUUGGGCAUUUGUGGCUCUUUUCGACAAUUUAGCAACCGCACAAAACAAAUGCCUAACACCCAAUAAUGAGAAUGGUAUUUGUGUCGCAUUGCAACAAUGUCCAUCAUUUUAUAAUUAUGUAUCGUCAAACCCGCUAUCGCAAAGUGAUCAAGCGUUUUUGAAAAAAAGCCAAUGCGGAUAUUUCCUACUCACCACAUACGUAUGCUGUCCGCAGUCAAACAGUGGGUCUCAAACCGCAUCGCAGUUUAAUCAGUCACAGUUUGGACAGCCGCCUUCGUUUAAUCAACCUUCAUCUCAGUUCAAUCAGCCAUCGAACCAAUUCAAUCAAUUUAAUCAGCCUUUGUUCAAUCAACCAUCUUCCCAAUUCAACCAGCCAUUGUCUCAGUUCAAUCAGCCUUCAUCUGCUUUCAAUCAACAGCCAUCACUGUUCAAUCCGUCAAUAAAUCAGUUUGGUCAAUUUCCAUCUCUGUUUCCGUCCGCAUUUAAUCAACCUUCAUUUCCUUUCAGUCAGCCAUCAACUUCUUUUAAUCGUCCAACAUCAGAUUUGAAUCAAUUGUCAUCGUUGCUCAAUCCAUCAUCAUCCUCAUCCAACAGGCCGUCACAGUUUGGCCAGCCGUCUUCCACAUUCAAUCAACCAUCAGCACCGUCUAAUCAACCGACAUUUCAUUCAAAUCAAUCACCUCAAAUCACAUCAUCGUCUCGAUUUACCGAAUCCAAUUUGCCAGCACCGGGAGUUUGUGGAUCUCAAAUAACUGGCGAUCGAAUUGUUGGCGGCAUGGAGACGGCACUCGGAGAAUACCCUUGGUUGGCGCUGAUCGAAUACACUAAACGUGGAUAUCAAGGUCAAUUCUUCUGCGGGGGAUCGCUUAUCAAUGAAAAAUACGUGAUAACCGCAGCGCAUUGUAUCAAAAGUAAAAGUGUGAUCGAAAGUGGUUUCAAGCCAACGUCCGUUCGAUUGGGCGAGCAUGACGUCCGCACUGACAUCGACUGUGUUGACGACGAAUGUGCUGAUCCAGUGAUAGAUUUGCCGAUUGCUGAUAUCAUCGUGCAUGAAAAUUAUGAACCUACAUCGAAUUUACAAAAUGAUGAUAUAACGUUAAUACGUCUCCGACGACGAGUUGAGUUUACAGACUAUAUUCGACCGAUUUGUUUACCUUUUGGACGACAUUUGAAGAACCAGAAUCUAGAUCGAUUCCCACUGUUUGUUAGUGGUUUUGGCAAAACCGAAAAGGGAUCCAAAAGCGAUGUAAAAUUGAAGGUAGAAGUUGACGGUUUUAAUUGGAAUCGGUGUAAUAAAUUGUACAGAAUAACGGGCAUUAGUUUGAUUCAAUCACAGUUGUGUGCGGGAGGCAAAGCCGGAGAAGACAGUUGUCAAGGCGACAGCGGCGGGCCACUGAUGGGACAAGAUAAAUUAGGUAGUGGUCAACCUUACACUUAUUUGGCAGGAGUUGUGUCAUUUGGCUUAUCAAAAUGUGGAACACCAGAUUAUCCGGGAGUUUAUACACGGGUUGAUCAGUACUUGGACUGGAUUGUAAACCAUAUGAGCCCAUAAGCAACGACAAUUAGGAUUUACUUUUUUUUAUUUUAAAGAAUUCAUUUUAAAAAUUGGUACGAAAUUAAUUGUAUUAAAUGACCUGUACCAAUA